Trichoderma breve is the source of this 1479-nucleotide messenger RNA. RefSeq names its product amidase domain-containing protein. Lineage: Eukaryota; Fungi; Ascomycota; Sordariomycetes; Hypocreales; Hypocreaceae. The coding region runs from base 1 to 1479 and encodes 492 amino acids. The transcript has 9 exons. The record is from RefSeq and is a predicted model, not a curated record.
AUGGCGUCAAAACCAUUCAACCUCCUCACCUCGACCGCUCACGACAUUCAACAACUGUUCGACUGUUCUGAACUCAAUGCGGAGUCGCUGGUAAAGCAAGUCUUGGAUCAGAUCAACAAACACAAUAGAGAUGGACUUAAUCUGGGUGCCUUGAUCUCUGUUGCUCCAAGACAGCAGCUUCUAGAGCGAGCGCAGUUUCUUGACCAAGAACGUGCCGCCGGAAAGGCUCGAAGCCUGCUCCAUGGUAUUCCGUUCAUCGUGAAGGAUUCAAUCGCGACCGAUCCUCAAUUAGGUAUGGGCACGGCUGGGAGCUGGGCUCUUGUUGGCUCUCGGCCGUCUGGGAAUGCCCCUACAGUACAGAAGCUUCUUGAUGCUGGGGGCAUCCUCAUUGGCAAGGCUAGCUUGACAGAAUUCAACAACUUCAAAGGCCAAGGCCUCAUUGAUGGAUGGUCUCCCGUCAACGGCUAUACCCGCUCAGCGUAUGUCAGAGGACCUCUCAAGUUGGAUGAGGGCGCAAUGGGCCACUCAGUAAGAUCUGCCGUCGGUGUCUCUGCUGGGUUCGGCAUCGUGUCUCUCGGUGUGGAAACUGACGGAUCUAUUGUAUCCCCAGCUUCCCGUGCCGCGCUCUAUGCUAUGAAGCCGACCAUUGGGACCGUCUCCAUGGAUGGAGUAAUUCCAGUGUCGAAGAGCUUAGACUCUGUCGGUGCUAUGGCUAGGUCCCCAGCUGACCUCGCCAUGGUCAUCGAGAUGUUGCAAGCGACAGGACUGAAUCAUGAUGAAAGACUGUCGCAGCUCAUGACACAAAAAUGGGACGGGCUAAGAAUUGGAUUUGUGGAUGAGAAGAUUUGGAAGCUACCAGAAAAUCUUUGCAAACAUAACGAUGAGGCGCUCAUCCAGAUGAGGGAAGAUUACCACACCGUAAUGAAAGUUCUAUCUGAUGCCGGUGUCCACGUCGAGUAUCCGGUCCAGCUUCCUCCCGGUGCCUACGAGUUUCAGCAAGUCAUCAAUCACUAUCUUGAAACUCUAAAUUCAUCUGAAGUCAGAACCCUAAAAGAACUUGUCGACUGGAAUCGCCAGCACGCCGACAGAGAACUCCCCAGAGAAUAUCCAUCACAAUCAAGCCUCGAAGACUCGUUACAGUGCAAGAUCUCUGCCGCCGAAAAUGCCGAAACUCUGGCCUUCCUUCGCAAGCUUGCCGGACCCGAUGGAAUCGAUCGAAUACUCAAACUGUUUAAGCUGGACGCCGUCGCGUCAUUAGCCGACAGUCCACUAUCGAGUGUUGCUUCUGCAGCUGGCUAUCCCAUCGCCACAAUGCCUCUGGGUAUUUUGGACAUGAAUGGGCGACCAUUCGGUAUCAGUAUGACUGCUAGCAAGCAUCAAGAGAAAAAAUUGUUCCAGAUCAUGAGUGCUUGGGAGACUCUGGGAGCUCGGAAGCCACCGCCUACUUUGAUGGAGGAAAUAAAUCAGGCCCAGCCGUAA